Messenger RNA from Fraxinus pennsylvanica, 591 nucleotides. Lineage: Eukaryota; Viridiplantae; Streptophyta; Magnoliopsida; Lamiales; Oleaceae. The record is from the annotation of a GenBank genome assembly.
AUGGCUGAAGUUGAAGACUCAAAUUCCCCGUCCCUAUCUGAGCAAUAUUUACUGAAGGAGAAUGAGGCGAAAGUAGAAAUUGCUGCAAAAUCUGUGGAAGAAACUGGGGAUAAAUCCUCAGUAAAUGCUGUUGCUGAGGAAGUUGUUGCGAAAACAGAGGAAACCCCAGUUUCUGUUGAUAGUGAAGUUUCCCCUGAUGCUGCUGAGGAUAGUGGCAAAGACUCUGAUAGUGAUGCUGGAGAAAGCAAGGAAACCAUUCCUAUUGAUGAAGCCACUGGUGAGGUCAAUCCAACUGCCAGUGAAGAAAGCACUGACAGUGCUGAACCUGAGGAUGCGGGUGAACAAGAAGCUGAAGAGACUCCAGAGAUCAAGCUUGAGACGGCACCAGCUGAUUUUCGUUUCCCUACGACAAAUCAAACCAGGCACUGCUUCACUCGAUAUAUUGAAUACCACAGAUGUGUUGCUGCAAAGGGUGAAGAUGCUUCUGAGUGUAACAAGUUUGCCAAAUAUUACCGUUCCCUUUGUCCGGGUGAAUGGAUCGAAAGAUGGAAUGAGCAGAGGGAAAACGGAACCUUUCCAGGUCCUCUGUAG